GGGGCCGAGCAGUCCGCCUGCCGCAGGCCGAGCGCGCGAAGCCGGCGCGGCGGCACUGCGGGGCCGCCUCCCUGCGCGCGUCCCCCGGGCCGGGUCGCCGUCCUCCCGCACAGUGCCGCGCGGGGGGCUCCCCCUCAGCUCUGCAGGCGAGGACCUACUGGCGCUCGGCCCCAGGCAGCCGCGGCCCCCUCCCGCCCCCGGCUCCGGGCAGCGGCGGCGGCGGCAGCAGCAGCAGCAGCAGCAGCAGCAGCAGCAGCAGCAGCAGCAGCAGGAGGCAGCGCGAGGGGCCGCCACCGCCACCAACGCCGGGCUCCGCGGGUUUCGGGAGCCGGCCGGGCCAGGAGGCGCGGAGCCAUGGCCGAUGGGGGCGAGGGCGAGGAUGAGAUCCAGUUCCUGCGAACAGAUGAUGAAGUGGUCCUGCAAUGUACCGCAACCAUCCACAAAGAACAACAGAAGCUGUGUCUGGCGGCAGAAGGAUUUGGCAACAGACUUUGCUUCUUGGAGUCAACUUCAAAUUCCAAGAAUGUUCCCCCAGACCUCUCCAUCUGCACCUUUGUGCUGGAACAAUCCCUCUCCGUCCGGGCCCUGCAGGAGAUGCUGGCUAACACUGUGGAGAAAUCAGAAGGGAAAGUUGAUGUGGAAAAAUGGAAAUUCAUGAUGAAGACUGCUCAAGGUGGUGGCCACCGAACACUCCUGUACGGACAUGCCAUAUUGCUGCGCCAUUCCUACAGCGGCAUGUACCUGUGUUGCCUGUCCACCUCCCGGUCUUCAACUGACAAGCUGGCCUUUGAUGUUGGCUUACAAGAGGACACAACAGGUGAGGCCUGUUGGUGGACUAUACAUCCUGCCUCCAAGCAGCGCUCAGAAGGAGAGAAAGUACGAGUCGGAGAUGACCUCAUCUUAGUUAGUGUGUCCUCCGAAAGGUACUUGCACUUGUCCUACGGCAAUGGCAGCUUGCAUGUGGACGCCGCCUUCCAGCAGACCCUCUGGAGCGUGGCCCCCAUCAGCUCAGGAAGCGAAGCAGCCCAAGGGUAUCUCAUCGGCGGUGACGUCCUCAGGUUGCUUCAUGGGCACAUGGACGAGUGCCUCACGGUCCCCUCAGGAGAACAUGGCGAAGAGCAGCGGAGAACUGUUCACUAUGAAGGUGGUGCUGUGUCUGUUCAUGCACGUUCCCUGUGGAGGCUGGAGACACUGAGGGUUGCGUGGAGUGGGAGCCACAUAAGGUGGGGCCAGCCUUUCCGACUCCGCCACGUCACAACAGGGAAAUACUUGAGUCUCCUGGAGGACAAAAGCCUUCUACUCAUGGACAAGGAAAAAGCUGACGUCAAGUCGACCGCAUUUACCUUCCGAUCUUCCAAGGAAAAAUUGGACGUAGGGGUGAGGAAAGAAGUUGAUGGCAUGGGAACGUCGGAAAUAAAGUACGGGGACUCGGUGUGCUACAUACAGCACAUAAACAGCGGCCUGUGGCUCACCUACCAGUCUGUGGAUGUGAAAUCUGUGAGGAUGGGAUCUGUACAGCGUAAGGCUAUUAUGCACCACGAAGGUCACAUGGACGACGGCCUAAAUUUAUCCAGAUCUCAGCACGAAGAAUCACGGACAGCACGCGUCAUCCGAAGCACAGUCUUUCUCUUCAAUAGAUUUAUUAGGGGCCUUGAUGCUCUCAGCAAAAAAGUGAAGGCUUCCGCAGUAGACUUACCUAUCGAGUCUGUGAGUCUAAGUCUGCAGGACUUGAUCGGUUACUUCCACCCACCAGAGGAGCACUUAGAGCAUGAAGACAAACAGAACAGAUUACGAGCUCUGAAGAACCGGCAGAAUCUCUUCCAGGAAGAGGGAAUGAUCAACCUUGUGCUGGAAUGCAUAGACAGGCUGCAUGUCUACAGCAGUGCCGCUCACUUUGCUGACGUUGCCGGCAGAGAAGCCGGGGAGUCGUGGAAAUCAAUUCUGAAUUCUCUGUACGAGUUGCUGGCGGCUCUAAUUAGAGGAAAUCGUAAAAACUGUGCUCAGUUUUCUGGCUCCCUCGACUGGUUGAUCAGCCGAUUGGAAAGACUGGAAGCUUCUUCCGGUAUUCUUGAAGUUUUACACUGUGUGUUAGUAGAAAGUCCAGAAGCUCUAAAUAUUAUUAAAGAAGGGCAUAUUAAAUCCAUUAUCUCACUUUUAGACAAGCAUGGAAGAAAUCACAAGGUCCUUGAUGUCUUAUGCUCUCUCUGUGUUUGCCAUGGGGUAGCAGUCCGUUCUAACCAGCAUCUCAUCUGUGACAAUCUCCUGCCAGGAAGAGACCUGCUGUUGCAGACCCGCCUCGUGAACCAUGUCAGCAGCAUGAGGCCCAAUAUUUUCCUGGGUGUCAGUGAAGGGUCUGCCCAGUAUAAGAAGUGGUACUAUGAGUUGAUGGUCGACCACACCGAGCCGUUCGUGACCGCUGAAGCCACUCAUCUGCGCGUGGGCUGGGCGUCCACGGAAGGCUACUCCCCCUACCCUGGAGGGGGCGAAGAGUGGGGAGGCAAUGGUGUUGGAGAUGAUCUCUUUUCCUAUGGAUUUGAUGGCCUUCACCUCUGGUCAGGGUGUAUUGCUCGCACUGUCAGCUCACCAAACCAGCAUCUGCUGAGAACUGAGGACGUCAUCAGUUGCUGUUUAGAUCUAAGUGCCCCAAGCAUCUCAUUUCGAAUUAACGGACAACCUGUUCAAGGAAUGUUUGAGAAUUUCAACAUUGACGGACUCUUCUUUCCAGUUGUCAGUUUCUCUGCAGGAAUAAAGGUACGCUUCCUGCUUGGGGGGAGACAUGGAGAAUUUAAAUUCCUCCCCCCACCUGGCUACGCUCCGUGUUAUGAAGCCGUUCUGCCAAAAGAAAAGUUGAAAGUGGAACACAGCCGAGAGUAUAAGCAAGAGAGAACUUACACACGGGACCUGUUGGGCCCCACGGUCUCCCUGACACAAGCCGCCUUCACCCCGAUCCCUGUGGAUACCAGCCAGAUCGUGUUGCCUCCCCAUCUAGAGAGGAUAAGAGAAAAACUGGCGGAGAAUAUCCACGAACUCUGGGUCAUGAAUAAGAUUGAACUCGGUUGGCAGUAUGGCCCGGUUAGAGAUGACAAUAAGAGACAGCACCCGUGUCUGGUGGAGUUCUCCAGGCUGCCUGAACAGGAACGCAAUUACAAUUUACAGAUGUCACUUGAGACCCUGAAGACCUUGUUGGCAUUAGGAUGUCACGUGGGCAUAUCGGAUGAACAUGCUGAAGAAAAGGUGAAAAAAAUGAAGCUGCCCAAGAAUUACCAGCUGACGAGUGGGUACAAGCCUGCCCCGAUGGACCUGAGCUUUAUCAAACUCACCCCAUCUCAGGAAGCGAUGGUGGACAAGUUGGCGGAAAAUGCUCAUAACGUGUGGGCCCGGGAUCGAAUCCGCCAGGGCUGGACCUACGGCAUCCAGCAGGACGUAAAGAACAGAAGAAACCCGCGCCUCGUUCCCUACGCCCUUCUGGAUGACCGAACCAAGAAAUCAAACAAGGACAGCCUCCGCGAGGCAGUGCGCACGCUGCUGGGGUACGGCUACAGCCUGGAGGCGCCCGAUCAAGACCACGCCGCCAGGGCAGAGGUGUGCAGUGGCACCGGGGAGCGGUUCCGGAUCUUCCGGGCCGAGAAAACUUAUGCCGUGAGGGCCGGAAGGUGGUAUUUCGAGUUCGAGGCUGUCACUGCUGGAGACAUGCGAGUGGGCUGGAGCCGGCCAGGCUGCCAGCCCGAUCAGGAGCUGGGCUCGGAUGAACAUGCCUUUGCUUUCGAUGGCUUCAAGGCCCAGCGCUGGCACCAGGGCAGCGAGCACUACGGGCGGCCCUGGCAGGCGGGCGACGUGGUGGGCUGCAUGGCCGACGUGACCGAGCGCACCAUGGUGUUCACGCUCAACGGCGAGGUCCUGCUCGACGACUCGGGCUCCGAGCUGGCCUUCAAGGACUUCGACGUCGGCGACGGGUUCAUACCAGUGUGUAGCCUCGGAGUGGCUCAGGUGGGCAGGAUGAACUUCGGAAAGGAUGUCAGCACCUUGAAAUACUUCACCAUCUGCGGCUUACAGGAGGGCUAUGAGCCAUUUGCCGUUAAUACAAACAGGGAGGUUACCAUGUGGCUGAGCAAGAGGCUCCCUCAGUUUCUCCAGGUUCCAUCGAACCACGAACACAUUGAGGUGACCAGGAUAGACGGCACCAUAGACAGCUCCCCGUGUUUAAAGGUCACUCAGAAGUCAUUUGGCUCCCAGAACAGCAGCACGGACAUCAUGUUCUACCGCCUGAGCAUGCCCGUCGAGUGCGCGGAGGUCUUCUCCAAGACUGCGGCGGGCGGCAUCCCGGGCGCCGGCCUCUUUGGGCCCAAGAACGAUUUGGAGGAUUAUGAUGCAGAUUCGGACUUCGAGGUUCUCAUGAAGACAGCUCAUGGCCAUCUGGUGCCAGAUCGAGUGGACAAAGACAAAGAAGCUGCAAAACCGGAGUGUAACAACCACAAGGAUUACGCUCAGGAAAAGCCCUCUCGUCUGAAACAAAGAUUUCUGCUCAGGAGGACAAAGCCAGAUUACAGCACAAGCCAUUCCGCAAGACUCACUGAGGACGUCCUUGCCGAUGACAGGGAUGACUACGACUACUUGAUGCAGACGUCCACGUACUAUUACUCAGUGAGAAUCUUUCCUGGACAAGACCCCACUAAUGUCUGGGUGGGCUGGAUUACAUCAGAUUUCCAUCAGUACGAUACCGCCUUUGACCUGGACAGAGUUCGCACAGUGACCGUGACUCUAGGAGAUGAAAAAGGAAAGGUGCACGAAAGCAUCAAACGCAGCAACUGCUACAUGGUGUGUGCGGGCGAGAGCAUGAGCCCGGGGCAGGGGCGCAACAGUAAUGGCCUGGAGAUCGGCUGUGUGGUGGACGCGGCCAGCGGGCUGCUCACCUUCACCGCCAACGGCAAGGAGCUGAGCACCUACUACCAGGUGGAGCCAAGUACAAAGUUAUUUCCUGCCGUUUUUGCACAAGCUACAAGUCCUCAUGUCUUUCAGUUUGAGUUGGGAAGAAUAAAGAACGUGAUGCCUCUCUCAGCGGGACUGUUCAAGAGUGAGCACAAAAACCCGGUGCCGCAGUGCCCCCCACGCCUCCAUGUGCAGUUCCUGUCCCACGUCCUCUGGAGCAGGAUGCCCAACCAGUUCUUAAAGGUCGACGUCUCUCGAAUCAGCGAGCGCCAGGGCUGGCUGGUGCAGUGUGUGGAACCCUUGCAGUUCAUGUCUCUUCACAUCCCGGAGGAGAACAGGUCUGUGGACAUCCUGGAGUUGACCGAGCAGGAGGACCUGCUGAAGUUCCACUACCACACGCUCCGGCUGUACUCGGCGGUGUGUGCGCUGGGGAACCACCGCGUGGCCCAUGCCCUGUGCAGCCACGUGGAUGAGCCGCAGCUGCUCUACGCCAUCGAGAGCAAGUAUAUGCCCGGCCUGCUGCGCGCCGGCUACUACGACCUGCUGAUUGACAUCCACCUCAGCUCCUACGCCACCGCCAGGCUCAUGAUGAACAGCGAGUUCAUCGUCCCCAUGACGGAGGAGACCAAGAGCAUCACGCUGUUCCCGGACGAGAACAAGAAGCACGGCCUCCCGGGCAUUGGCCUCAGCACCUCGCUCAGGCCGCGGAUGCAGGUGUCCUCCCCCAGCUUCGUGAGCAUCAGUCACGAGAGCUACCAGUACAGCCCUGAGUUCCCGCUGGACAUCCUCAAGGCCAAGACCAUCCAGAUGCUGACAGAGGCAGUGCGAGAGGGCAGCCUGCACGCCCGGGACCCCGUGGGGGGCACCACUGAGUUCCUCCUCGUGCCCCUCAUCAAGCUCUUCUACACCCUGCUCAUCAUGGGUGUCUUCCACAGCCGGGACCUCAAGCACGUCCUGCAGCUCAUCGAGCCCAGCGUGUUCAAGGAAGCUGCUGCCCCUGACGAGGAGAGCGAGGUGCUGGAGGGGGAGCCCUGCGCCGAAGACCCCAAGCCCGACGGAGCCACGGAGGAAGAAGCCAAAGGGGGUAAGAGGCCCAAGGAAGGUCUGCUCCAAAUGAAACUGCCCGAGCCAGUUAAAUUGCAGAUGUGCCUCCUACUUCAGUACCUCUGUGACUGCCAGGUCCGGCACCGGAUAGAAGCCAUUGUGGCCUUUUCUGAUGACUUUGUAGCCAAGCUCCAGGACAACCAGCGGUUCCGCUACAACGAGGUCAUGCAAGCCUUAAACAUGUCGGCUGCCCUCACAGCCAGAAAGACAAAGGAGUUUCGAUCACCACCUCAAGAACAGAUCAAUAUGCUUCUCAAUUUUAAGGAUGACAAAAGCGAAUGUCCAUGUCCUGAAGAAAUCCGAGACCAGCUCUUGGAUUUUCAUGAAGAUUUGAUGACGCAUUGUGGAAUUGAGCUGGAUGAAGACGGGUCUCUGGAUGGAAACAGUGAUUUAACGAUUAGAGGACGCCUGCUGUCCUUGGUGGAAAAGGUGACAUACCUGAAGAAGAAGCAAGCCGAAAAGCCAGUUGAGAGUGCCGCCAAGAAGUCGUCCACUCUGCAGCAGCUGAUAUCCGAGACCAUGGUCCGCUGGGCCCAAGAGUCUGUCAUCGAAGACCCUGAGCUGGUGAGGGCCAUGUUUGUGCUGCUCCACCGACAGUAUGACGGCAUUGGGGGUCUGGUUCGUGCUCUGCCCAAGACCUACACUAUCAACAGCGUUUCCGUCGAGGACACCAUCAACCUGCUGGCAUCUCUUGGUCAGAUUCGCUCUCUGCUGAGCGUGAGAAUGGGAAAAGAAGAAGAGAAGCUCAUGAUCCGCGGAUUGGGGGAUAUCAUGAAUAAUAAAGUAUUCUACCAGCACCCUAAUCUCAUGAGGGCGCUUGGGAUGCACGAGACAGUGAUGGAGGUCAUGGUGAACGUCCUUGGAGGCGGAGAGUCCAAGGAAAUCACUUUUCCCAAGAUGGUGGCCAACUGCUGCCGUUUUCUCUGUUACUUCUGUCGUAUAAGCAGGCAGAAUCAGAAAGCCAUGUUUGAUCAUCUCAGUUACUUACUGGAGAACAGCAGUGUUGGUCUCGCCUCACCAGCUAUGAGAGGGUCAACGCCGCUGGAUGUGGCCGCAGCCUCGGUGAUGGAUAAUAAUGAGCUCGCCCUGGCUCUGCGGGAGCCAGAUCUGGAAAAGGUGGUCCGCUAUCUGGCUGGCUGUGGACUGCAGAGCUGCCAGAUGUUGGUGUCGAAGGGCUAUCCAGACAUCGGCUGGAAUCCUGUUGAAGGAGAGAGAUACCUCGACUUUCUCAGAUUUGCUGUGUUCUGUAAUGGGGAGAGUGUGGAGGAGAACGCCAACGUCGUGGUCAGACUGCUCAUCCGGAGGCCUGAGUGCUUCGGUCCCGCCCUGCGGGGGGAAGGUGGGGACGGUCUGCUCGCAGCCAUGGAAGAGGCCAUCAAGAUAGCCGGAGACCCUUCUCGUGACGGUCCCUCCCCAACCAGCGGCUCCGGCAAAACCCUUGACCCAGAGGAGGAGGAGGACACAAUCCACACGGGGAAUGCCGUCAUGACCUUCUACUCGGCUCUGAUCGACCUGCUGGGGCGUUGUGCCCCGGAGAUGCACCUGAUCCACGCUGCGAAGGGAGAGGCCAUCAGGAUCAGGUCUAUUUUGAGAUCCCUGAUUCCACUGGGAGACUUGGUGGGCGUGAUCAGCAUCGCUUUCCAGAUGCCGACCGUAGCCAAAGAUGGGAAUGUGGUGGAGCCUGACAUGUCUGCGGGGUUUUGCCCAGAUCACAAGGCAGCCAUGGUUUUGUUCCUUGACAGGGUCUAUGGAAUUGAGGUUCAAGACUUCCUCCUCCACCUUCUUGAGGUUGGCUUUCUGCCAGAUCUCCGGGCUGCUGCUUCUUUAGACACGGCUGCCCUGAGCGCCACAGACAUGGCCCUGGCCCUCAAUCGGUACCUCUGCACAGCUGUGCUGCCCUUGUUGACCCGGUGCGCUCCUCUGUUUGCGGGCACCGAGCACCACGCUUCGCUCAUCGACUCCUUACUUCACACGGUGUACAGACUCUCUAAGGGCUGUUCACUUACCAAAGCUCAGCGGGACUCCAUUGAAGUGUGUCUGCUCUCCAUUUGUGGCCAACUGAGACCUUCUAUGAUGCAGCACUUACUCAGAAGAUUAGUGUUUGAUGUUCCACUAUUAAAUGAACAUGCAAAGAUGCCUCUUAAGCUGCUGACAAAUCAUUAUGAAAGAUGCUGGAAAUAUUACUGCCUGCCUGGAGGGUGGGGAAACUUUGGAGCUGCCUCAGAAGAAGAACUUCAUUUAUCAAGAAAGUUGUUCUGGGGCAUUUUUGAUGCACUGUCUCAAAAGAAAUAUGAACAAGAACUUUUCAAACUGGCACUGCCUUGCCUGAGCGCAGUUGCAGGAGCUUUGCCCCCAGACUACAUGGAGUCAAAUUAUGUCAGUAUGAUGGAAAAACAGUCAUCAAUGGAUUCUGAAGGGAACUUUAACCCACAACCUGUUGAUACCUCAAAUAUCACAAUUCCUGAGAAGUUGGAGUACUUCAUUAGCAAAUAUGCAGAGCAUUCCCAUGACAAAUGGUCGAUGGACAAGUUGGCAAAUGGAUGGAUUUAUGGAGAAAUAUAUUCAGACUCAUCUAAAGUUCAGCCAUUAAUGAAGCCAUAUAAGCUGUUAUCUGAAAAGGAAAAAGAAAUUUAUCGCUGGCCAAUCAAAGAAUCUUUAAAAACUAUGCUGGCUUGGGGGUGGAGGAUUGAAAGGACACGGGAGGGAGACAGCAUGGCCCUUUACAACCGGACUCGUCGCAUUUCUCAGACAAGCCAGGUUUCUGUGGAUGCCGCCCAUGGGUACAGCCCCCGAGCCAUUGACAUGAGCAAUGUUACACUAUCUCGAGAUCUACAUGCGAUGGCAGAAAUGAUGGCUGAAAACUACCAUAAUAUAUGGGCAAAGAAAAAGAAGCUGGAGCUGGAGGCCAAAGGAGGUGGAAAUCAUCCACUGCUGGUUCCCUAUGACACACUGACAGCCAAAGAGAAAGCCAAGGACAGGGAGAAAGCACAGGACAUCCUCAAGUUCCUGCAGAUCAGCGGGUAUGCUGUGUCCAGAGGCUUCAAGGACCUGGAAUUGGACACACCUUCUAUUGAGAAACGAUUUGCCUAUAGUUUCCUUCAGCAGCUCAUUCGCUAUGUGGAUGAGGCCCAUCAGUAUAUCCUGGAGUUCGAUGGUGGCAGCAGAAGCAAAGGAGAACAUUUCCCUUAUGAGCAAGAAAUCAAGUUCUUUGCUAAAGUCGUUCUUCCUUUAAUUGAUCAGUAUUUCAAAAACCAUCGUUUAUACUUCUUAUCUGCAGCAAGCAGACCUCUCUGUUCUGGAGGACAUGCUUCAAACAAAGAGAAAGAAAUGGUGACUAGCCUAUUCUGCAAACUUGGAGUUCUUGUCAGGCAUAGGAUUUCACUGUUUGGAAAUGAUGCAACAUCAAUUGUCAACUGUCUUCAUAUUUUGGGUCAGACUUUGGAUGCAAGGACCGUGAUGAAGACUGGCCUGGAGACUGUCAAGAGCGCGCUGCGGGCUUUCCUGGACAGCGCCGCCGAGGAUCUGGAGAAGACGAUGGAGAACCUCAAGCAGGGCCAGUUCACCCACACCCGAAACCAGCCCAAAGGCGUUACUCAGAUUAUCAAUUAUACCACGGUGGCGCUGCUGCCAAUGCUGUCGUCCUUAUUUGAGCAUAUUGGCCAGCAUCAGUUCGGAGAAGAUCUGAUAUUGGAAGAUGUGCAGGUGUCAUGCUAUAGAAUUCUGACUAGCUUGUAUGCUUUGGGAACUAGCAAGAGUAUUUAUGUGGAAAGGCAACGUUCUGCAUUAGGAGAAUGCCUGGCUGCCUUUGCUGGUGCGUUUCCUGUAGCCUUUUUGGAAACUCAUCUGGACAAACACAACGUUUACUCAAUCUACAAUACGAAGUCUUCACGAGAGAGAGCAGCUCUCAGUUUGCCAGCUAAUGUGGAAGACGUUUGUCCAAAUAUACCAUCUCUGGAGAAGCUCAUGGAAGAAAUCGUGGAACUGGCUGAGUCCGGGAUCCGCUACACUCAGAUGCCACAUGUGAUGGAGGUCAUCUUGCCCAUGCUCUGCAGCUACAUGUCCCGCUGGUGGGAGCACGGCCCCGAGAACCACCCGGGGAGGGCAGACACGUGCUGCACGGCACUGAGCUCGGAGCACAUGAACACGCUGCUGGGCAACAUCCUGAAGAUCAUAUACAACAACCUGGGGGUGGACGAGGGCGCCUGGAUGAAGAGGCUGGCAGUGUUUUCCCAGCCCAUUAUAAACAAAGUGAAACCUCAGCUCUUGAAAACUCAUUUCCUGCCAUUAAUGGAGAAACUCAAGAAAAAGGCGGCGAUGGUGGUAUCGGAGGAGGACCACCUGAAGUCCGAGGCCAGGGGGGACAUGUCCGAGGCGGAGCUGCUCAUCCUGGACGAGUUCACCACGCUGGCCAGGGACCUCUACGCCUUCUACCCGCUCCUGAUUCGAUUUGUGGACUACAACAGGGCAAAGUGGCUCCAGGAGCCUAACGCAGAAGCAGAGGACCUUUUCCGCAUGGUGGCCGAGGUGUUUAUCUACUGGUCAAAGUCCCACAACUUCAAAAGGGAAGAGCAGAACUUCGUGGUGCAGAAUGAAAUCAACAACAUGUCUUUUCUCAUCACAGACACCAAGUCAAAGAUGUCGAAGGCAGCCGUGUCUGACCAGGAGAGGAAGAAGAUGAAGCGCAGAGGGGACCGGUACUCCAUGCAGACGUCGCUCAUCGUGGCGGCGCUGAAGCGGCUGCUGCCCAUCGGCCUGAACAUCUGCGCGCCCGGGGACCAGGAGCUCAUCGCUCUGGCCAAAAAUCGGUUUAGUCUGAAAGACACUGAGGAUGAAGUACGAGAUAUAAUCCGCAGUAAUAUUCACCUUCAAGGCAAGUUGGAGGAUCCUGCCAUUCGGUGGCAGAUGGCCCUUUACAAAGACCUACCAAACAGGACUGAAGACACUUCCGACCCCGAGAGGACAGUUGAAAGGGUACUGGACAUAGCAAACGUGCUCUUCCACCUUGAGCAGAAAUCUACAUCUAUGCGCCGGAGAUAUUACAAUCUGGUGGAGCACCCGCAGAGAUCCAAGAAGGCCGUGUGGCACAAGCUGCUCUCCAAGCAGAGGAAGCGGGCGGUGGUGGCCUGCUUCCGGAUGGCCCCCUUGUACAACCUGCCGAGGCAUCGGGCUGUCAAUCUCUUUCUUCAGGGAUAUGAAAAGUCUUGGAUUGAAACAGAAGAGCAUUACUUUGAAGAUAAACUGAUAGAAGACUUGGCGAAACCUGGAGCAGAGCCUCCGGAGGAAGAUGAAGGCACUAAGAGGGUCGAUCCUCUGCACCAGCUGAUCCUUCUGUUCAGCCGAACGGCUCUGACGGAGAAAUGCAAACUGGAAGAAGAUUUUUUAUAUAUGGCUUAUGCAGAUAUUAUGGCAAAGAGCUGUCAUGACGAGGAGGAGGAUGACGGCGAAGAGGAGGUGAAGAGCUUUGAAGUCACAGGAUCGCAGCGCAGCAAGGAAAAGGAAAUGGAGAAGCAGAAGCUUCUGUACCAGCAAGCCAGGCUGCAUGACCGCGGCGCUGCCGAGAUGGUGCUGCAGACCCUCAGCGCCAGCAAAGGUGAGACUGGACCCAUGGUGGCUGCUACUCUGAGACUCGGGAUUGCUGUCUUAAAUGGCGGGAACUCCACAGUGCAGCAGAAAAUGCUCGACUACCUCAAGGAGAAAAAGGACGUGGGCUUCUUUCAGAGCCUGGCGGGCCUGAUGCAGUCGUGCAGCGUCCUCGACCUCAAUGCAUUUGAGCGACAGAACAAAGCCGAGGGACUCGGGAUGGUGACGGAAGAAGGAUCAGCCUCUCACUUUGAAAGUCACAGACUGCAGACUGGAGAGAAGGUUCUGCAGGAUGACGAGUUCACCUGUGACCUCUUCCGCUUCUUGCAGCUGCUCUGUGAGGGACACAACUCAGAUUUUCAAAAUUAUCUGAGAACCCAGACGGGCAACAAUACGACUGUCAACAUCAUCAUCUCCACGGUGGACUACCUGCUGCGAGUCCAGGAAUCAAUCAGUGAUUUCUAUUGGUAUUACUCUGGGAAAGACGUCAUCGAUGAGCAAGGACAAAGGAAUUUCUCCAAAGCAAUUCAAGUAGCAAAGCAAGUCUUCAACACUCUUACAGAGUAUAUUCAGGGCCCUUGCACGGGGAACCAGCAGAGCCUGGCCCACAGCCGGCUGUGGGACGCGGUGGUGGGCUUCCUCCACGUGUUCGCCCACAUGCAGAUGAAGCUGUCCCAGGACUCCAGCCAGAUCGAGCUCCUGAAAGAGCUGAUGGACCUCCAGAAGGACAUGGUGGUCAUGCUGCUGUCCAUGCUGGAAGGUAAUGUUGUGAACGGCACCAUCGGCAAACAGAUGGUGGACAUGCUCGUGGAGUCUUCCAACAACGUGGAGAUGAUUCUCAAAUUUUUCGACAUGUUCCUGAAACUGAAGGACUUGACGUCUUCCGACGCCUUCAAAGAGUAUGACCCCGACGGCAAGGGCGUCAUCUCCAAGAGAGACUUCCACAAGGCGAUGGAGAGCCACAAGCACUACACGCCGUCCGAGACCGAGUUCCUCCUGUCCUGCGCCGAGACGGACGAGAACGAAACCCUGGACUACGAGGAGUUCGUCAAGCGGUUCCACGAGCCCGCCAAGGACAUCGGCUUCAACGUGGCGGUGCUGCUGACAAACCUGUCCGAGCACAUGCCCAACGACAGCCGGCUGCAGACCUUCCUGGAGCUGGCCGAGAGCGUGCUCAGCUACUUCCAGCCCUUCCUGGGCCGCAUCGAGGUCAUGGGCAGCGCCAAGCGCAUCGAGAGGGUCUACUUUGAGAUCAGCGAGUCCAGCCGGACCCAGUGGGAGAAGCCACAGGUCAAGGAGUCCAAGAGGCAGUUCAUAUUCGACGUGGUCAACGAGGGGGGUGAGAAGGAGAAGAUGGAGCUGUUCGUGAACUUCUGUGAGGACACCAUCUUCGAGAUGCAGCUGGCGGCUCAGAUCUCAGAGUCGGACCUGAACGAGAGGUCGGCGAGCAAGGAGGAGAGCGAGAAGGAGCGGCCGGAGGAGCCGGGCCCGAGGAUGGGCUUCUUCUCCGUGGGGACGGUGCGCGCGGCCCUGCUCGCCCUGCGCUACAACGUCCUGGCCCUCAUGCGGAUGCUCAGCCUCAAGAGCCUGAGGAAGCAGGUGAAGCGCGUGAAGAAGAUGACGGUCAAGGACAUGGUCACGGCCGUCUUCACAUCCUACUGGGCCGUCUUCCUGAGCCUCCUGCACUUCGUGGCCAGCGUGUUCAGGGGCUUCUCCCGCAUCCUCUGCAGCCUCCUGCUGGGGGGCAGCUUGGUGGAAGGUGCCAAGAAGAUCCGAGUGGCCGAGCUCUUGGCCAACAUGCCGGACCCCACGCAGGACGAGGUCAGGGGGGACGGGGAGGAUGCAGAGAGGAAGGCCACGGAAGCUGCCCUGCCCUCCGAGGACCUCACAGACCUGAAGGAACUGACGGAGGAGAGCGACCUGCUCUCCGACAUCUUCGGCUUGGACCUGAAGCGAGAAGGAGGACAGUACAAGCUCAUCCCGCAUAAUCCCAACGCCGGCCUGAGCGACCUCAUGAGCAGCCCGGUCCCCAUCCCCGAGGUGCAGGAGAAGUUCCAGGAACAGGUGCCCAAAGAAGAGGAGAAGGAAGAAAAAGAAGAGAGCAAAUCAGAACCCGAGAAAGCCGAGGGAGAAGAUGGAGAAAAAGAAGACAAAGCCAAAGAAGACAAGGGCAAGCAGAGGCCGAGGCAGCCGCACACACACAGAUACGGGGAGCCCGAGGCUCCCGAGUCGGCUUUCUGGAAGAAGAUCAUAGCCUCUCAGCAGAAGCUGCUCAACUAUUUCGCUCGCAACUUUUACAACAUGAGGAUGUUAGCCUUGUUUGUCGCGUUUGCGAUCAAUUUCAUCUUGCUCUUUUACAAGGUCUCCACUUCUUCUGUGGUUGAAGGAAGGGAGCCGCCCCCUCGCAGCUCAGGCGAAAAUACCCGAGGCGGCAGCCUGGACGGCGGCUCGCCGCGAGUCAUCGCCGUGCACUACGUGCUGGAGGAGAGCAGCGGCUACAUGGAGCCCACGCUGCGCAUCCUGGCCGUGCUGCACACGGUCAUCGCCUUCUUCUGCAUCAUCGGGUACUACUGCCUGAAGGUCCCACUGGUUAUUUUUAAGCGAGAAAAGGAAGUAGCUCGAAAAUUGGAAUUCGAUGGGCUUUAUAUUACAGAACAGCCUUCGGAAGAUGAUAUUAAAGGCCAGUGGGAUAGACUCGUAAUCAACACACAGUCAUUUCCCAAUAACUACUGGGACAAAUUUGUUAAAAGAAAGGUUAUGGAUAAAUACGGGGAAUUCUAUGGCCGAGACAGAAUCAGCGAGCUGCUUGGCAUGGACAAAGCCGCCCUGGACUUCAGCGACGCCCGGGAAAAGAAGAAGCCGAAGAAAGACAGCUCCCUGUCGGCCGUACUGAGCUCCAUCGAUGUGAAGUAUCAGAUGUGGAAGCUGGGAGUCGUUUUCACUGACAACUCCUUCCUCUACCUGGCCUGGUACAUGACCAUGUCCGUCCUUGGGCACUACAACAACUUCUUCUUCGCUGCUCAUCUUCUGGACAUUGCCAUGGGAUUCAAGACCCUAAGAACCAUCCUGUCGUCAGUCACACACAAUGGCAAGCAGCUUGUGCUGACCGUCGGCUUACUGGCCGUCGUCGUGUACCUGUACACUGUGGUGGCAUUCAACUUCUUCCGAAAAUUCUACAACAAAAGUGAAGACGGUGACACACCAGACAUGAAGUGUGACGACAUGCUGACGUGCUACAUGUUCCACAUGUAUGUCGGGGUGCGUGCUGGCGGGGGCAUCGGCGACGAGAUCGAGGACCCCGCGGGCGAUGAGUACGAGAUCUACCGCAUCAUCUUCGACAUCACCUUCUUCUUCUUCGUGAUCGUCAUCCUCUUGGCCAUCAUCCAAGGUUUGAUCAUUGAUGCCUUCGGGGAACUGAGAGACCAGCAGGAGCAGGUCAAGGAAGACAUGGAGACCAAGUGCUUCAUCUGUGGGAUAGGCAACGAUUACUUCGACACCGUGCCGCACGGCUUCGAGACCCACACCCUGCAGGAGCACAACCUGGCCAAUUACCUGUUUUUCCUGAUGUAUCUCAUAAACAAAGACGAAACAGAGCACACAGGACAGGAAUCUUACGUCUGGAAGAUGUACCAGGAAAGGUGCUGGGAGUUCUUCCCAGCCGGGGAUUGUUUCCGGAAACAGUACGAAGACCAGCUGAACUGAGCGCCAACCCAGACCGCCUCGGAAAACCCACGCGCUCUCUCGCUGUCUUGGCCUCUGUCUCUCCGACUCUCUGUCUCUUCGCUCCCUUGGAGCGUCCUGCUGAUUCUGCGAAUUGCUGGCGUGAUGCGCUCUCUGGGGGCCGAGAAGCUGUUCCCGAAGACCCGACCGGGCUUCUCCCCCCACCUAGCCUGUCUCCUUUGCGAACAAAGACUAAAGAAGAAUCUGGACUCACACACAGACCGGCGAGGAGCUCUGGGCGCGCUCAGGCGUCACCCAGACAGACAGGUCUGCUUCUGAGACUCCGGAACCUCCUUGAGCUGCGGGACGUGGAAGGGCAGCGGGGUCGCCACACUCAUCCAGCCUCUUUAUUUCCCCAUCCUGAAGGGAGCCCCGGCCAUCACAGACGGCCGUGGACACCAGUUACAAAGAAAUAGUGCCUUACUAUCUGUGGGUUGAGCUAUGCAGAAGAAACGUGCAUGAAAAACGUCUUUAUUUCCUUUAUGUCACCUUCUUUUUCCUUAGUUAGACUGGUUUGGUGAGGUUUUGGGGUUUUUUUCCUUUCAUGCUUUUCUUUAGUGGGGGAGGGUAACAAAAGCAGUUUGCGCGCACCUUUUGGCAAAGGCAGGUGGCCUGUCUCAGGACAAGAGGAGGUUCUUCUCAUUCCUCACAUUCACCUCCCCCCCCCCCAUGGGCUCCUGCUCCGAUUUCCGUCAUGCUCUGAUGCCACGUUGCAACUUUACGAAAUCUUUGUAUGAGAACAAAAAGACUGCAAAAAGAAAAAACACACCUUCAAAAGAAAUACUCCAUUGCAUGUUUAUUAUGCAAGUGUUAAGUGAACAAAGAGAACCUUCAGGAGCACGCUGGUCAACGUGAGCGCACUCUCGUGAUAAUUACACGCACAGUGAGAAGGUGUCGUGGGCUUAAUCGUGUGCUUGGAGCCAGUGUCCUCCGCCGCCGGUGUGGCAGCAUCGAGAACGCGACUGCAGUCUUGGGUCUCUUCUUCGGGCCACCUGUGAUCAGCUGCUGACUGAGGACUUCCCGUCAGGCCACUUCUGACGUCAAAGCUGCAGUGACAUCCAUUCAGGGGUUUCAUCGGUUGCAUCAAAGAACACGGGUGACAGUGGCGAUCACUCCAUUUUUGAGUCCUUUUAAGUGUGAUGCAAACCUUGACAAAUAAAAAGACAUUCAGAGUGGAAGUGCGGUCGUUCUGCAGACGUCGGAGCUCUUUUGUCCUAGGUCUGCUUGUUAAUUGGAAAACGGCUCUGAUUAAACCACUUAACUAACUUUCUCACCCUCUUCUUUCUCUAUCUCGCUUAUCCCUGGGCUGCACCAC
Messenger RNA from Camelus dromedarius (Arabian camel), 16645 nucleotides. It is a transcript of the gene RYR2, whose product is annotated as ryanodine receptor 2. Lineage: Eukaryota; Metazoa; Chordata; Mammalia; Artiodactyla; Camelidae. Gene Ontology annotation, molecular function: protein binding; ryanodine-sensitive calcium-release channel activity; calcium ion binding. The record is from RefSeq and is a predicted model, not a curated record. Gene Ontology annotation, cellular component: Z disc; smooth endoplasmic reticulum; sarcoplasmic reticulum membrane. The coding region runs from base 355 to 15312 and encodes 4985 amino acids. The transcript has 107 exons. Gene Ontology annotation, biological process: intracellular calcium ion homeostasis; striated muscle contraction; release of sequestered calcium ion into cytosol by sarcoplasmic reticulum.